Amblyraja radiata (thorny skate) is the source of this 2049-nucleotide messenger RNA. Its product is annotated as cholesterol side-chain cleavage enzyme, mitochondrial. Gene Ontology annotation, cellular component: mitochondrial inner membrane. Lineage: Eukaryota; Metazoa; Chordata; Chondrichthyes; Rajiformes; Rajidae. The transcript has 9 exons. Gene Ontology annotation, biological process: C21-steroid hormone biosynthetic process; cellular response to peptide hormone stimulus; glucocorticoid biosynthetic process. The record is from RefSeq and is a predicted model, not a curated record. Bases 1 to 1557 code for a protein of 518 amino acids. Gene Ontology annotation, molecular function: iron ion binding; oxidoreductase activity, acting on paired donors, with incorporation or reduction of molecular oxygen; monooxygenase activity.
AUGAUCAGAGGAUGUUUUCGAUUCUCCUUAAUUGCCAGUGCUUCUUGCCAAAGGGGUGCAUUUCCCUCCGUGGACCAUCACUUCACAGUGUCCCCUCGUAGGAAUCAUUCAGAAACAAGUGAAUCACGUACAUCUUUGGAACCAACUCUGAAAUCGUACGAUGAGUUACCGGGAAACUGGAGAAACAAUUGGUUCAAUGCAUUUACUUUCUGGAGGAACAAUGAUAUCAAAAAUACCCACAAUGUCAUGUUAAAUAACUUCAAUAAGUAUGGUCCAAUUUACAGGGAAAGGAUUGGAUAUUACAACAGUGUCAAUAUUAUUAAUCCUGAAGAUGCUGCCAUUUUGUUCAGAGCAGAGGGUAUAUUUCCAGAGAGGUUGAAAAUGAGAGCUUGGAUGGCUUACAGAGACUUCAGGAAAGAAAAUUACGGAGUUCUGUUAAAAAGUGGGGAAGAUUGGAAAAAGAAUCGACUUAUUUUAAAUAAAGCAUUGUUUACACCCCAGAUCACCCAAAAGUUUGUACCUCUUCUCAAUGAAGUGGCACUGGAUUUUGUGUCCAUGACCUACAAAGAGAUCGAGAAAAGCGGAAGGGGUAAAUGGACAAUCGAUCUCUCAAACGAUCUCUUCAAAUUCGCACUCGAAUCCAUCUGCCACAUACUGUAUGGUGAACGCCUCGAUAUACUGCAGGGCCAUCAAAAUGAUGCAUCGCAAAGGUUCAUCGACUCGAUUCCCAUGAUGUUCAAAUCCACAACACCAAUGCUCUAUAUUCCACCAGGUCUAUUGAAGUCAAUCAACUCAAAGGUCUGGCAGGACCACAUAGGUUCUUGGGACAUCAUUUUUGCUCACGCUAAUAACUGUAUACAGAAAUCAUACAGGCAAAUCCAAAAGGGACUCAAAGAAGAUAGAACAUACCCUGGUGUCCUAGCUGAUCUUCUGCUACAGGACAUGCUUCCUCUUGAAGACAUCAGAGCCAGCAUUACAGAGAUCAUGGCAGGCGCGGUCGACACUACAUCCACAACUCUACUGUGGACAAUGUACGAGUUGGCCAAAAAUCCCCACAUUCAGGAGAAUCUACGCAGUGAGGUUGUGGAGGCCAACGAGAAGGCAGGAGGAGACUCCCUGCAGAUGCUGAAACUGUUGCCACUCCUCAGAGCCACGCUGAAGGAAACACUCAGGCUUCAUCCGGUGGCUAUAUCACUACAACGAUACAUAAGUGAAGACAUCGUGUUGCAAAAUUAUCACAUACCAUCCGGGACGUUGGUGCAGCUGGGGUUGUACGCGAUGGGAAGGAACUCGAAGGUAUUUAGCGAUCCUGGGCGAUAUAACCCCGAAAGAUGGCUGACGCCGGGCAGGACCAACUUCAGACAUCUGAGCUUCGGGUUUGGACCCCGCCAAUGCAUCGGGCGCCGAAUCGCAGAGAUGGAAAUGUUGAUCUUCCUGAUUCACAUGCUCCAGAACUUUAAAAUCGAAACUAGCCGGACGGCUGAUGUGAAAGCUACCUUUGACCUCAUUCUUAUCCCUGAGAACCCCAUCAUCCUUGCUUUAAAGCCCAUCAAGUGAAGAGGAAGGGACAUGUUUUUGCAAAAAAGGUUUUCCUUUCAUUAUUCCAAAGGAGAUCACUCAGUUGGGACAAGUGCUGAUUGACCAGAGAUAUACUGAUGUUAGAUCUGCACAUCUACUUCUUUGCAAUUUAGUGAUGUUUAAGUGGCUACAUACCGAUGUGGUGCCACAAGUUUUGUUCAACGGAGACAAGGAUGAGGAAGCACAAUGAACAAACCGUUUCACAGGGAAAUUAAUUUAUUGCCCCCCUCCCCCCUCAAUCUGCCCACAAAAUCCUGUUUGAAUACUUUGCCUUGGUGCUCCAAGUGUCAUGAAAUCUUAAACUCAUUCUGUAUAAAUGGGUUCAUGAUUUUGUUGCACUCUUCCCAGAGCACAGGUUCUCACCAAUUGACACCACCAAGCUGGCAGCAAUCUGGUAAACCAGUUUACAUGGGUAGGAAGGAACUGUAGGUGCUGGAUAUACACCGAAGAUAGGCACAAAAUGCUGGAGUA